ACAUGUUGGAAGUACUGCUACUGCAUAGGCAAGGCACAACAGAACAGUGACCCUCAAGUCCUCCUCCCUGCAGCGCUGCAGCAAAAUGCUAUGCUGCCUUUUGAGGCUUGGCAAUCAAGCAAGGUUGGUCGGGUGUCAUCGAGUGGGAAAGUGGGCACUCCCAUUCAUCACCACCAAUCCGCAAAAGAAAUCUAUAAGACGGCCCUCUCACGACGUGCAGAGAGUUAGUUCGAAGGGAAAAAGGCCAUGGCCAGGUGCGGUCCUCCCGUGCCUGCAUGGAGCUAGAUGUCAUGAUCGUGAGGACUGCAUUACAACUCUGGUGAAGUGUGAGCAAGAUCUUGGAAAGAGAGGCUGUGGAACUGUAAACAAGAGACCUCCCUGGCAGGGAGAAAUGUUAAAAGACGGUAGCAAGGAGAAAUGUUAAGGAGAUGGGUAAGAAGGGAAAUUGGUUCACUGCACUCAAGAAGGCCUUCACCUCAAGCCCCAAGGAGAAGCCACCAAAUGUGCAUCAGCUGGUAGCGCAGUACCCGUCUUCGCACGGGCACGGCAGGGACAAGAAGCGAUGGGGAGGCUUCGGGCGGACGCGGUCGCACGCGGAGCCGGCGUCGCCGGCGGCGGGCGCGCUGAUCAACAUCCCGCUGUACCGCGAGCCGAGCAGCAUCGAGAAGAUCCUCGGCGACGCGGAGAUGGACCAGCAGCGCCAGUACUACGCCGCCACCAGGGCGCAGUACCAGAUCACGCCGGCGAGGCCCACCACCGCCGUCGCCGCUAGUGCUGCCGCGCCGCUGCCACAGCCGGUGGUGGGAACAGCACGUGAGCGUGAGCGUGAGCGCGAGCGCAGCAGAGAGGACAAGCCGGCCGCCGUGGUGCUCCCGCUGCCGCCGCCGUCCCCUCCACCGCUGAUCAGGAGGUUCGACCAUGACAGGGAGCAGCAGCAGAAGCUCCAGCAGCUGCAGCUGCAGCCGCAGAGCAGGGCCGAGACGGAGUGGCGGCGGCAGCCGCAGCCGCAGCCGCAGCCGAGGCGGCACCGCGCGGCGAGGCAGCGCGCCGCACCGCCGGACCGCGCGCGCGCCGCGGCCGUGGCGAUCCAGUCCGCGUUCCGGGGCUACAUGGCGCGGCGGAACUACCGGUCGCUGCGCGGGCUGAUCCGGCUGCAGGGCGUGAUGCGGGGCGCCAGCGUGCGGCGGCAGACGGCGCAGGCGAUGCGGUGCAUGCAGACGCUGGUCCGCGUGCAGGCGCAGGUGCGCGCCAGCCGCGUCGAGGCCAUGGAGCGGCGCAACCGGCAGCACCACGGCGCCAUGCUCAGGGACGGCGGCAGGUGGCGCGCCGGCUCACAGGACGGCGGCAUUUGGGACGACAGCCGGCUGACGCGGGAGGAGGCGGACGCGCGGACGAAGCGGAAGGUGGAAGCCGUGAUCAAGAGGGAGAGAGCCCUCGCCUACGCCUACUCCCAUCAGCUGCUGAAGGCGACACCGAUGGCGGCCCACGCGAUCCUAGCGGACCUGCAGUCGGGGCGGAGCCCCUGGUGGUGGACGCCCAUCGAGCGCCACCACGAGCCGGGGAGCUACCGCCCAGUGGAGCCCGCCAUCAGCAAGCCCCGGCCGGCGCUCGCGAUCGCCCACCGCGAGACGACGCCAAUGGCGAUGACGGCGGCGACGACGCCGGCCCGGUCGGUGGUCUCGGCCUACUCCAAAACAAGGACCACGAGGCCCGUGACCAAGGUGGGAGCCCCCCCGGCGCCGUCGUUGAGCUACGUGGGGAGCAUCCGCGACGACGAGAGCCUGACGAGCUGCCCGGCGUUCGGCGGCGUGCCCAACUACAUGACGCCCACGCUGUCGGCGUCCGCCAAGGCGCGGGCGCGGGCGCACCUGCAGCAGCAGCAGAAGGCGGCCCAGGAGAAGCCCAGGUUCUCGUUCGGGCUGGGGCAGAGCAUCGGGAGUUGGGCCAAGAGCCCGUUCUGGAAGGCCGGCGGCGGCGGCGGGCUGCCGUCGUCGAGGGUGGCCACGCCGGCGGCGUCGGUGGCCGGCGGGCGGCACCGGUCGACGCGGUCGAUCAGCGGGCUCAGCGUGGACUCCACCGUGUCCAUGCCGGCCGGGAUCGGCAGGAGGCCGUUCAAGUAGAUAUAUAUAUACACGUGUCGGACUCACGGUUGCUUGCAUUGCAUCAUUCUUCUUGUUCUUCCAUCUCCUUUCGACGCAUUUGUGCUUGGAAUUUGUACGUACGUGAUUGGGUGGUGUGGCUUGUUGUGGGUUACCAUUGCGUUUGCUGAUUCGCUGCUCUUUGCUAGCUCCCUGUUUGCUGGCCUCCUUUGUCCCCAGCCUUAUUUUGGUUUUUGAGGGGCCAGUGAGCUGUAGCGUGUAAACUCGGCGACUCCAUCGAACAAACCUACAUGCGUUAAGUAAGUUCUUGAUUUGUCAAUUAGCAUGGAUGCCGAUGCAUAUCCAUUUUA
This is a messenger RNA of Sorghum bicolor (sorghum), 2449 nucleotides long. Its product is annotated as protein IQ-DOMAIN 14. NCBI's taxonomy places the organism in Eukaryota, Viridiplantae, Streptophyta, Magnoliopsida, Poales, Poaceae. The record is from RefSeq and is a predicted model, not a curated record. The transcript is spliced from 6 exons. The coding region runs from base 429 to 2120 and encodes 563 amino acids. Gene Ontology annotation, molecular function: protein binding.